AUUCCAUGUUGGAACUCCGGUGACGUUCUGAGCAGGCCGGGGGACCGCGGGCUGGCAGCUCGGAGAGUCCGGGAUGUGGCCCGUGUGUGCCGGCUUCCUGCUGCUGCUGAGAGCGGGGAGUGCUGGAGGGGCGCUGUGUGAUAACGGCCGGUUUAACCUUCAUAUGGAUCUUCCAGGAGAAUUUGCCUAUGUUUGUCCUGAAGAACACUGGCCUGUUCCCAGCAAGCAGGUCCUUCCAAGUAUUGCCACCAAGCACAGGCAGGAGAAUUCCUUCUGUGCCUGUAUGGACACCCAGAUAGUGUACACAUCACCUAUUCCUAACAGUGGGGUACACCGGCCAAAGUGGGCCAAAUAUGGAGAGUACAUCUACUGCCCACCCCAGCGCUGGGUUCACAGCCUUAAGCGUGGAGCGGUUGCAUUUUUGUAUCAUCCCUGUGUUCACCCAGAGCUAAAAGAAGAAUUCUCCCUUGUGGCUCGCUCCUGCUUGUACAAACACAUAAUUACUCCCCUUCAUAGUCUCUCAAAAGACAGGCCCCUCGCCUUGGCUGCAUGGAGUUCUACGCUGGAAAUGUCUCAUAUAGAUCUGAAAGAGGUUAGACAGUGGCUGCAGGACAAUAUCUACCGAGACCAUGAAAAUGUGAUGCAGAAUGAGGGCAUCUAUGAUUACCUUCUGAUUCAGCCUUCCUCGAGGAUAGUGUCUGAUAUAUAUGGCACUGAAGUCUGUCCAAAAAGUCAGCUUGAGAUGUUAAGGAAUUCUCCAAAGCGUGGACAGUGGUUAAAGAAAUUAAAAAAGAGAAGUGCAGCAUCCAUUUCUGGUUCCCUCGAAGUUCCAGCUGCUCCUCUAGUUCAGGAUGGAGAGAAGCUAUCUCAGAAUGCCUCUGUUACAUCAAAUGUGCAAGCUGCAAAUAUCACUAAAAUACAACCUGGGAUUCCACUUGUACCAACUAAUGGUAUAACUGAUUCACCUACUCCAGCAAUGAACGUCAAAGAACCUGUCGUUUUGGUUUCUACACCUCCUGUUCCAAACGAAGAACGUUCUAAUAGGUAUCUAGUGGAGCGCAGGGAAGCAUUGGACAUAAACAAUCAUAUGGAGAACCGUAUACCAGAAUCAGAAGUACAAAAAAAUCUAACCUUUUUGGGGAAUAAUUUACCUGAUCAUAAUUUGGGAUCCAUAUCUACAGAAAAUCUCCAAAAUACAUCUGAGAAAAGAGCAGACUUCAAGGACAAAACAUUACAAUCUCCAGUGAAUAAAGAACCUGACUUCUCUCAGGACAAGGAAUAUAUCAACCGCACAGAAAAAAAGGCACACAAUUCCAUGUCUGAAAAAACAGAAGAGACGUUGACUGAUCAUCCACUGGAACCUGCAUCUGCUUCUGGUUCACAGUCCCCAGUAGUUGCGGAAGGAAAACAAGAGUGCAAAUGUGAACAUGAGCCGUCACCGUUCAUACCACCCAAAGCACAAAAAAGAUCUGGUUCUGGGCAGCAGAAGACUGACCUCUAUGUGUCUACACCACGCACAGAAGAGGCAUCGUGGGCAGCUGCAUCUUUGAUCUUCCUUUUUGUUUUGUUGACUGUGUGCGUGUUGUACACCAAAAUUCAUAAGAAGUUCCGUAAGAGCCAGAGCCUGUACUGGGGGUCAGGAGGAGGCUAUGUAGAUACAGAGACAGUGGCAUCUGUUAUCAAGAGGAGACUGAAACAAGGUUACAGCAAACGAAAGAAAUGGAUUGGUCGCAAGAAGCCCCCUAUGUUGUUGUAUGAAAGUUUAAGUGAAAGUUCUGACUAACACUCAGCGUGGCCUGUUUGAAAACACUGAACAAAUGAAGCGGCUCAGUUCAGCAAUCACUAAAUUGAUAUUGAAGGUAUCAUAUUAAUCAUGAAGGGCAGCCAUAGUAUGUUGUUUUUUUUAUUUUAUUUAAUUUUUUCACUUUUAUGUUCUCCCAGCUGGUUUACUUAAUUAGAUUUGGGUGUGAGUUUUAUCAAUCAUUUAUUUUAAGCCAUUUGGCAAUGUUCAUGUAAACACGGUGAUCUUAAUGAAUACUGGAACCAUGUUUGGGCAUGAACUAAAAUGUUUAUGAAGAAACUGGACAUACAGCCAACUUUUUACUCAUAGCUGGAAAAUGUGCAAAAACUCCAAAGCAGAUUCCUUUUAACCCCUUAAGGACCAAACUUCUGGAAUAAAAGGGAAUCAUGACAUGUCACACAUGCCAUGUGUCCUUAAGGGGUUAAUCCACACAUGAACAAAUCUAACCAUUAGGGAUUCACAUGUAGAGUCUUAGUGAAUGAAUAAGACCCCACAUUAAAAUCCUGGCUAACUAUAUACGUUUGGGGGUGGAUUAAAGGGUUUUUGAUUUGGAUGAAGCGACAAACCUUUUCCAUUUUGGAAAAAUUUAGUUUUUUAAUUUUGCACAAGUCUGUGGACACUGAAAAUAUGUGUGUGUGAAAAAUCCGUGUA
Messenger RNA from Pelobates fuscus (common spadefoot toad), 2452 nucleotides. It is a transcript of the gene TP53I13, whose product is annotated as tumor protein p53 inducible protein 13. The transcript is spliced from 9 exons. The record is from RefSeq and is a predicted model, not a curated record. NCBI's taxonomy places the organism in Eukaryota, Metazoa, Chordata, Amphibia, Anura, Pelobatidae. Gene Ontology annotation, cellular component: cytoplasm. Bases 74 to 1783 code for a protein of 569 amino acids.